AUGGAGUCGGUGGGUCGGCGUUUGUCAUGCCGAGAGAAGCUUGGACCACCACACCUGCCUGCACGGCGCUGUUAUGAUGAUUCAGGUGCCUCGCCGCCACCAGGCCGGAGAGCUGACGACAACAACAGCACGACCAUUUCUUCUGCCUCUUUCAUCUGGUGGACCACGGAUACGUAUUUCAAACCCGAUCUAGAGCCAAAUCAAAAGCAUACCGGUUGCGCCAUGGUGCGCCUGCAGACUCUCGUGGCCCUCGGGUCUCUGGUCCUCCCAUCCGUCACUGCCGCGACGAUCACCCAGCACAAGUCGUCGCAACCGAGGAGGACGGACGAAGACAACGACGACACUCCCCUACCACUCGUCAUCUGGCAUGGUAAGUUUCAUUCUUUCCAGAGUGCAGGAUAUCCACCGCUAUCACCAGCCGGACAUCCGCCACUAACCGUGCAUCUCCCGUCUCCAGGCCUAGGCGACAACUACGCGGCCGAGGGCCUCCAGUCGGUAGGCGACCUCGCCGAGGCCGUCAACCCGGGCACCCUCGUCUACUACGUCCGCAUGGACGAGAACCCGUCGAGCGACCGCUCCGCCACCUUCCUCGGCAACGUGACGGAGCAGAUCGCCAAGGCCUGCGCCGACAUCGCCGCGCACCCGAUCCUCUCCACGGCGCCGGCCAUCGACGCCCUCGGCUUCAGCCAGGGCGGCCAGUUCCUGCGCGCCUACGUCGAGCGCUGCAACAGCCCGCCCGUGCGCAGCCUCGUCACCUUCGGCAGCCAGCACAACGGCAUCGUGGCCUUCCGCGACUGCGCGGCCACGGACUGGCUGUGCAAGGGCGCCAUGGCGCUGCUGCGCGGCAACACGUGGUCGGGCUUCGUGCAGGGCCGGCUCGUGCCGGCGCAGUACUUCCGCGACCCGGCCGACUACGGCUCCUACCUCGAGAGCUCCAACUUCCUCGCCGACAUCAACAACGAGCGCGCGCUCAAGAACCAGACCUACCGGCGCAACCUCGCGCGGCUGGAGCAGCUGGUCCUGUACAUGUUCAGCGAGGACACGACGGUCGUGCCCAAGGAGACGAGCUGGUUCGAGGAGGUCAACGGCACCGAGGUGACGCCGCUGCGCGCGCGCAGGCUCUACACGGAGGACUGGAUCGGCCUGCGGGAGCUGGACCGCAAGGGCGGGCUCAAGUUCCGGACGGCCGAGGGGGAGCACAUGCGCAUCACGGACAAGGUGCUGAACGAGACGUUUAGGGACUUUUACGGCCCGUACGGGAGGACGUUUGCGAGGGAUGACGUGUCCUUCUCGGAUGAGCUGUGA
Thyridium curvatum is the source of this 1305-nucleotide messenger RNA. RefSeq lists its product as uncharacterized. The record is from RefSeq and is a predicted model, not a curated record. NCBI's taxonomy places the organism in Eukaryota, Fungi, Ascomycota, Sordariomycetes, Thyridiales, Thyridiaceae. The transcript has a single exon. Gene Ontology annotation, molecular function: thiolester hydrolase activity. The coding region runs from base 1 to 1305 and encodes 434 amino acids. Gene Ontology annotation, cellular component: lysosome.